This is a messenger RNA of Rubroshorea leprosula, 3086 nucleotides long. The record is from the annotation of a GenBank genome assembly. NCBI's taxonomy places the organism in Eukaryota, Viridiplantae, Streptophyta, Magnoliopsida, Malvales, Dipterocarpaceae.
AAAUACAGAGGCGACGUUUUCUCUGCUCUCUGACUGUUUGUUUCCUCUCUUUUUCUGGUGUUCUGAAGCAAACAAAAUGCUUUUUUCAGUCUUUAUUUCCGAUUUCAAGAAACUCUGAUUUCUUCUUUUCUCUGGCGAAUUUUUUUCUUGAUUUCUGUGGCCGUAAUUCUUUGCUUUGCUUUUAAUCUACGUCGUCGGUUGUUCGGGAUUUUCGCUGAGUCGAUUGCCUCUGCGUCAAAUCUUUCAUCGGGAUCCGUGAGUUCUCGAGUAAUGUCGCUGUCCUGAACUUGCAUUGCCUCGGUUUCUCGCUGGUGAGUAUUAGGAUUUGGGCCUAUAUGACUGUGGAAUGGACCACAGUUGAAGAAUAUCGUGGAUCAUUUUCUUUGUGCCCUUGAAGUACGACAAGAUCUAAUUGAUGCCAUCCAAUAGAAGAACAAGCAAUGAAUACUUUGAACCUGAACCUUCUAGGAACAUGGGAAGUUUAGAGGCAAAAAAUGGUUUGAAAAGGCAGCAAAAUUCAAGGAUAGUGAAGGAAUUUGUUCAAUUGCCCCAAGGAAAUAAAGGAAAUGUACAGGGAACGGUAAAAGCUUCAGGGGAUUGCCCAAGGCAGUGUGUGACGAGGACAGCAGCAAAGAACGAUGAGCUUGUCAAACAUAUGUCAAAUUUGCCAAGUUACCUACUGCGUGCAGGGAAACAGGAAAACAUUCAAGAGAAAGCAUUAAAUGUUGGAGUUCUCGACUGGGGACGUCUACAAAACUGGAAGCACAGGCAAAAUGGCAGUCCGACAGGAGGUGGCAGUAAUUUAUCAUCCAAAAGCAGUUCCCUAUCGCAGAAAACAACUGCCAAGUCAUUUUCCCUUCCUAACACAGUUCCUGCGGAUGCUCAAGCUAAUAAAAGGAAGCAGCUUGAAUUGAGGAAGAAAGGGUUGCAGCACUUAGAAACUGAUGAGAAAAGAAGUGGUUCUUUAUGGCUGAGAACAUCUGCCCUUCCUAUCACAGUUCCUGAGGAUACUCUUUCUGAUAAAAGUAAAGAACUUGAAAUGAGGAAGAAAGAGAUGCAGAACUCUGAUGAUUCUAAACAUCUUUCUGGUGAGCUUAAGAAUAUGGCUCUUCUCUUCCCCAAAAGAUCUGCACAAUAUAGCAGCACCCUUGAGAAACCUCCGGAGUUAUUGGAUAAGAAUUUGAUCAAAGUAAAGUCUCCAGAUGACUUCAUUCAGAAGUCUGAGAAACCACAUUCUCAAAUUCCCCACUCUUGUCCACUACCUUCAAGAUUUGAGUGUGAUUCAGAGACAGAUUUGAUGGCAGAGGGUUUGGAGCUUUUAUCUGAUGCAUCUCUUUCAUCCUUUAAUUCAAAUAACAAAGGUCACAUACUCUUGCUAAGUGAGUGCAAAGAACAGAAGAAGGUUGAGUCUGAGACUGCAAGUAAUGAAACCUUGGAGAUGCUCGAUCAAGAGAUGGCAGAACUAGCAAACUUUAAAAGCAGAAGAAAUCAGUCAUCACAUCGCCGUUUUAGUUUCAGUUUUAGUCAGAUGGGUAGAAGUUUCAGUUUUAAGGAAGGGCCAGUUGUCCAGAAAUUGAGCUCCUAUGUUUCUGUGAAGUCUGGUCCAGUGAAAUCUGAGGCCGCUGUUUGUUUGGAUGAUUCAAGCAGAGAGAAGGUGAAGUCUCAAAAUGGAACUAGAUCUAGCUCCUUAAGAAGGAUGCUAGCCCCACUGCUGGGGCCCAAGAGCCUAAAUUCCCUUGGUUGUACUGAAAUUCUUCAACCGCUGGAAGGAAGCUUGAAUUGCAGUGAUUCCUGGCCAACUGCAAGCGAUUCAUUUAAGAAAGAAAAGCAUGAGCUGUCAACAAUCCAAGCGCUUAUGCAGCUUACACUAAAGGAUGGACUCCCUUCGUUUAAAUUUGUGGUUGACAACAGCAGUAACAUUCUUGUGGCAACCAUGAAGAUGUCAUCAUCUGGGGGUGGUGACAUGGAACGGAAUUAUACAUUCUACUCUGUGAAUGAAAUUAAGAAAAAGAUUGGAGGCUGGCUAAGCCAAGGAAGCAAGGAGAGAAGUUGCAGCUAUGCAUAUGAUAUUAUUGGUGAAAUGAAGAUUUCUAGCUCCUAUAUGUCAAAUGUGAAGGACUCCAACAAUCAGAAUCUAAUCAGAGAGUCUGUUUUGUUUGGCGUUGAUUAUGGUCAAGCAAAUCAAGCAUCACAAAAGUUCACAUGCAACAUAGAGCUUGCAGCUGUUGUAGUUAAAAUGCCAAAGGAAGACUUCGUUCAUGGUGUAAAAAAAAGUUGUAAAGACACAACUAAGAGGGGCUUCACAGAAUCUUUGCAAAAGGAUGGAUGCUGUUUUAACUUCAAUGAAAAUGAAAGAUCUAACAGUACUACUGUCAUACUUCCAGGUGCCAUUCACAGCUUGCCAAACCGAGGGUCACCAUCCCCACUGAUUCACCGAUGGAGGUCUGGUGGAUCAUGUGACUGUGGAGGUUGGGACGUUGGCUGCAAGUUACGUAUCCUAUCCAAUCAGAAUGGCAGUUCUAAUAGUCAAAUGACAUGUCAAGCAUGUCUAAAUCCCAACUGUGUUGAACUUUUUGUUCAGGAUGAAACUCAACAGAUUAGGCCUGUCUUCAGUUUGGCUCCACAUAAGCAUGGAUUAUACACAAUCCAAUUUGAUCCGACAAUCUCUGCAUUGCAAGCCUUCUUUAUUUCUGUGACAGUUAUAUGCUGUCAAAAAUCAUCCAUUCUCUUGGAAGUGAAUGAGCUGUCCAGUGAAAAAGUUUUUGAAGAGUCAGCACUGAAGGGAAGUGAUGGAAUGGGAAAAAAAUCCACCACACUCCUGGGGAAAAUGCCCACAAAAUAUGCUCCAAACCCACCGCUCUCCCCCUUUGGAAGAGUAUAGUCUCAAAGUGGGCGUUGCUUUGCCUUCCAGGUAAGUUUCAACUCCUUGAAAAGGCACAUCAUGUGUUUAUAGUCAAGCUUUUAUAUAUUUGAUGUGGUAGAAGGCAAUGCUUGACCAUUGUAAUUAUGGUAUUAGUUACUUAACAAUACCGACAUUUAGCAUGUAUAAAGAGAAUAACACCAUGCAAUAUACCGCUCAUUAAGUG